This is a messenger RNA of Malaclemys terrapin pileata, 11718 nucleotides long. RefSeq names its product CDC42 binding protein kinase alpha (gene CDC42BPA). Gene Ontology annotation, biological process: peptidyl-threonine phosphorylation; actomyosin structure organization. The transcript is spliced from 38 exons. The coding region runs from base 1345 to 6804 and encodes 1819 amino acids. The record is from RefSeq and is a predicted model, not a curated record. Gene Ontology annotation, cellular component: cytoskeleton; cytoplasm; actomyosin. Gene Ontology annotation, molecular function: ATP binding; protein serine/threonine kinase activity. NCBI's taxonomy places the organism in Eukaryota, Metazoa, Chordata, Testudines, Emydidae.
GGCUCAGCGCCGCUCUCUGCAGCUGUGCUCAGCGGCUGCUCCGUCCGCUAGGGCUGGGGAGGCCGCCAUGUUGGAUCCUGAGAGCCCAGCAGCAGCGGCCGCCGCCGCCUGUGGGUGUGAGUGAGGGGGAGACCCGGGAGCCGGGCCGGCGAAGGGGGGGCGUGUGGAGGAGCAGGAGCCGGCGGAGCGGAAAGCGGGGCGCAGGCUGUGAGCCCUCCCUGCCCCCCGCCGGAGGAAGAUGCCCUUAGCCCGGUGGGGCGAAGCCGGGGCAGCAUCUCUCCAUCCCCUGGAUUGAAAACACCACCACCAGCAGCAGCAGCAGCACUUAUUAGCACCUGGGGGCCUUACAUGUCCAGUAUCUCCUAAUCUCCUCCAGCAGGAGGGGGGACAGCCCGCUCCCCAGGGCCGACACCCGGCAGAAGGACACGCACAGACAUGGGAAGGAUUUGACAGGGUUCUUAGCCUGCCCCCCACCUUCCCUGGGUGGUGCUGGUAUUUCGGGGGCUGGUUAGCGCCCCACUCCACACACAGCAGAGAAGAAGGUGGGGGGAUGAAGCCUUUUAUUUUUGGGGAUCACUGAAAAGCCUUAAAAGGAGACUCGUUGAGGAGAAAGGAAAAGCCUUCCUCAGACAGGACUUGGCUGAGCCCUGAGGAGGGGCUGCUUCCAGCGACCUGUUCCCCCCACCUUUCUGAAGAAAUUGCCACUGAUGCAUUUACCGAGUGGUGCUGGAGGAGGUGGAGGUGGUGGGUAUUUUGCAGCCCUUUCCCUCCCCUCCUCUAUGCAUUUAAUUUUCUUCUUCCUUUUAUAUAUUUUUCCUUCUGCUGCUCCUUCCUGGGAAGUGAAUUGCUGAUGCAAACUGAAUGGGGCUUUUACACUUUAAUGAUGCAGUGGGAUUCUUUUCAGGAUUAUGUUGCAUGAUUUGAAUUUUGAAUGAAGGAGAAGCCCUUUUUAAAUAUAUAAAAAUAUCUAUUGCUCUAUAUAUGAUAAAUUGGUGUCAGUCUUGGUUGAAUUUCAUUUUAAUUAUUAUUAUUAUUUAAAUGUCAAGAGUGACUAUAUAUUUUUCUUUCUUUUUAAAAGUAUUAAAAUAUUUUUUUUAGGAUAACUCUUUUCUUUCAAAUGUGUAUAUACUGUAUAUGUGUAUGUGAGUGAAACUGACAGAGAUUCAGUUUUCAGACUAGGAACACUGAGGUGGAUUGUAAAUUCAGCACCACCUUUGCUACAUUGAUAUUUGUUUAAAAACAUACAUUGUUUUUAUUUUUUAACAAUCCAUUUAAAAGUUAGUUUUUUAAAAAAAAUUAAUAAUAAUAAUUAAAAAAGAAACCCCAAUACAAACUGAAACAACCAUGUCUGGAGAGGUGCGUUUGAGGCAGUUGGAACAGUUUAUUUUGGAUGGGCCAACUCGGACUAAUGGGCAGUGCUUCAGUGUGGAAACAUUGCUGGAUAUACUCAUCUGCCUUUAUGAUGAAUGUAAUAAUUCCCCCCUGAGGAGAGAGAAGAAUAUUCUUGAGUAUCUAGAAUGGGCCAAACCUUUUACCUCUAAGGUGAAACAGAUGCGACUACAUAAAGAAGAUUUUGAAAUCUUGAAGGUGAUUGGUCGAGGAGCUUUUGGGGAGGUUGCAGUAGUAAAACUGAAAAAUGCAGAUAAAGUAUUUGCCAUGAAAAUACUGAAUAAAUGGGAGAUGCUGAAGAGAGCUGAGACAGCCUGUUUUAGAGAAGAGAGGGAUGUACUAGUGAAUGGAGAUAACCAGUGGAUCACAACAUUGCACUAUGCCUUCCAGGAUGACAACUAUUUAUACCUGGUUAUGGAUUACUAUGUUGGAGGAGAUCUGCUCACCCUGCUUAGCAAGUUUGAGGACAGGUUACCUGAAGAUAUGGCUCGUUUUUAUUUGGCUGAAAUGGUGAUAGCGAUUGAUUCUGUACAUCAGUUACAUUACGUCCACAGGGACAUUAAACCAGACAACAUCUUGAUGGAUAUGAAUGGACAUAUUCGGUUAGCAGAUUUUGGUUCUUGUCUGAAACUGAUGGAAGAUGGAACGGUCCAGUCUUCGGUGGCAGUUGGAACUCCAGACUACAUCUCUCCAGAAAUCCUGCAGGCCAUGGAAGAUGGAAAAGGGAAGUAUGGACCUGAGUGUGACUGGUGGUCCCUAGGUGUUUGCAUGUAUGAAAUGCUUUAUGGAGAAACGCCCUUUUAUGCAGAGUCCUUGGUGGAGACCUACGGGAAAAUAAUGAACCACAAAGAGAGGUUUCAGUUUCCUGCACAAGUGACAGAUGUGUCUGAAAAUGCCAAGGACCUCAUUCGAAGACUCAUUUGCAGCAGGGAGCAUCGACUUGGGCAAAAUGGGAUAGAAGACUUUAAGAACCACCCAUUUUUUGUUGGGAUUGAAUGGGAUAACAUUCGGAACUGUGAAGCACCUUACAUCCCUGAAGUCAGCAGUCCAACUGAUACAUCAAACUUUGAUGUGGACGAUGAUUGUUUAAAAAAUUCUGAGACAAUGCCUCCACCAACUCACACUGCAUUUUCUGGUCAUCAUCUGCCAUUUGUGGGUUUUACAUAUACAAGUAGCUGUGUGCUUUCAGACCGCAGUUGUCUAAGAGUUACAGCUGGACCACCGUCUAUGGACCUUGAUGCCAGUGUUCAAAGGACUUUGGAGGAUAGCUUAGCAACAGAAGCUUAUGAGAGGAGAAUAAGGCGCCUGGAGCAGGAAAAACUUGAACUCAGUAGAAAACUGCAAGAAUCCACCCAGACAGUCCAGGCUUUACAGUAUUCAACUGUGGAUGGUCCAAUAACAGCAAGCAAAGAUCUAGAAAUUAAAAGCUUAAAAGAAGAAAUUGAAAAGUUAAGAAAACAGGUAACCGAUUCCGGUCAGCUGGAACAGCAACUGGAGGAGGCCAGUUCUGCACGACGAGAAUUAGAUGAUGCUUCUAGACAAAUCAAGGCUUUUGAGAAACAAAUUAGAGCACUGAAGCAAGAGAGAGAGGAUCUUAAUAAGGAACUGAUGGAGUCUAGUGAGAGAUUAAAAUCCCAAACCAAAGAGUUAAAAGAUGCACACAGCCAGCGGAAACUGGCCAUGCAGGAGUUCUCAGAGAUGAAUGGGCGGCUGACAGACUUGCACUCUCAAAAACAGAAACUUACCCGCCAGGUCAGAGAUAAAGAGGAAGAGAUGGACGUGGUGAUGCAAAAGGUGGAAAUCUUAAGGCAAGAGUUACGGAGAACAGAAAGACUCAAAAAAGAACUGGAAGUCCAUGCUGAAGCUGCAGCUGCUGAGGCAUCCAAGGACAGGAAAUUGCGUGAGCGAAGUGAGCAGUACUCUAAACAGCUGGAGAGUGAACUGGAAGGACUAAAGCAAAAGCAAGUUGGUCGCUCACCAGGCGUGAGCAGCACAGAACAUCAGCAAGAGAUCACCAAAUUAAAGGCUGAGUUGGAAAAGAAGAGUGUUUUCUAUGAAGAGGAACUAUCCAAACGAGAAAUAAUACAUGCUAAUGAAAUCAAAUCCCUGAAGAAAGAACUGCGGGAUGCAGAGAGCCAACAGCUUGCCCUCAAGAAAGAGAUCAUGAUCUUGAAAGACAAGUUAGAAAAGACCAGGAGAGAGAGCCAAAGUGAAAGAGAGGAGUUUGAAACGGAGUUCAAACAGAAGUAUGAACGGGAGAAGACUCUGCUAACAGAGGAAAACAAAAAGCUCUCAAAUGAGCUUGAUAAGCUCACCACCAUGUUUGAGAGGCUAAGUAUGAACAACCGACAGCUAGAAGAAGAAAUGAGAGACCUGGCAGAUAAAAAGGAAUCUGUGGCACACUGGGAGGCCCAAAUUACUGAGAUCAUCCAGUGGGUGAGUGAUGAAAAGGAUGCUCGAGGGUAUCUACAAGCCUUGGCCUCUAAAAUGACAGAAGAACUAGAGGCUCUGCGGAACUCCAGUUUGGGUGCAAGAGCAACCGACAUGCCCUGGAAGAUGCGCCGCUUUGCUAAACUGGAUAUGUCAGCAAGGCUGGAAUUGCAGUCAGCCCUUGAUGCAGAAAUCCGAGCCAAACAGGCCAUUCAAGAUGAGUUAAAUAAAGUUAAAGCUUCCAGCAUCUCUACAGAAUGUAAACUUCAAGAGUCAGAAAAGAAGAACUUGGAACUGUUGUCAGAAAUUGAAAAACUGAAAAAGGAGACAGAAGACCUUAGAUCAGAAAAGGGUGUAAAGCACCAAGACUCACAGAAUUCUUUCUUGGCAUUUUUGAAUGCUCCUACCUCUGCUCUGGAUCAAUUUGAAAUUGAUUCAGUUGAGAACUUUACAUUGUCUAAUACUCCUUCACGGGAUGAAGAUAUCAAGUCUCACCUUCAUUCAAGAUCUAGGUCUCCUUCCACAGCUAGUGACAUUGAACCAAUUGAGGUUACAGAUCAUCCUCCACGCUCGGUUCAUACACCAGCCAUGAGGACAGCAUAUAUUGGAUCAGGACUCUCUGCACCAAAGCCUAAGGCUCACCAGUUUGUAGUGAAAUCUUUUAAUACCCCUACAAAAUGCAAUCAAUGUACAUCUCUGAUGGUUGGUUUAAUAAGACAGGGCUGCACUUGUGAAGUAUGUGGAUUCUCAUGCCAUGUGACCUGUGCAGACAAGGCCCCAGCAGUGUGCCCAAUCCCUCCUGAACAGACUAAAGGCCCUCUGGGGAUAGAUCCACAGAAAGGCAUAGGAACUGCAUACGAAGGUCAUGUCCGAGUUCCUAAACCGGCUGGAGUAAAGAAAGGUUGGCAGAGAGCGCUGGCUGUGGUCUGUGAUUUCAAACUCUUCCUGUAUGAUAUAGCAGAAGGAAAAGCAUCCCAGCCCAGCGUGGUAGUGAGUCAGGUUAUUGACAUGAGGGAUGAAGAAUUCUCAGUGAGUUCUGUCUUGGCCUCUGAUGUCAUCCAUGCAAAUCGAAAAGAUAUUCCCUGUAUCUUUAGAGUUACAGCUUCCCAGCUCUCCGCAUCCAGUAAUAAGUGUUCGAUCCUGAUUCUAGCAGACAGUGAGAAUGAAAAGAGCAAGUGGGUAGGAGUGCUGAAUGAAUUGCAUAGGAUUUUGAAGAAGAAUAAGCUCAAAGACCGAUCAGUCUAUGUUCCCAAAGAGGCUUAUGACAGCACCCUCCCUCUCAUCAAAACAACCCAGUCAGCAGCAAUUAUAGAUCAUGAAAGAAUAGCUCUGGGCAAUGAAGAAGGGUUGUUUGUUGUGCAUGUCACCAAAGAUGAGAUUAUUCGUGUUGGUGACAAUAAGAAAGUUCAUCAGAUUGAGCUCAUCCCUAAUGAACAGCUCAUUGCAGUGAUCUCAGGACGAAACCGUCAUGUACGGCUUUUCCCUAUGGCAGCCCUGGAUGGAAGAGAGACGGAGUUUUAUAAGCUGGCGGAGACAAAAGGCUGCCAGACCAUAGUUUCUGGACAGGUACGCCAUGGAGCCCUUACUUGCCUAUGUGUGGCUAUGAAAAGACAGGUCCUGUGUUAUGAACUGAAUCAGAGCAAGACGCGUCACAAAAAGAUGAAGGAGAUCCAAGUCCUGGGAAAUGUCCAGUGGAUGUCGGUCUUCAGUGAGCGGCUCUGUGUGGGUUACCAGUCAGGAUUCCUAAAAUAUCCCAUGCAUGGAGAAGGGAACCCAUACAGUUUGCUCCACCCAGAUGACCACACCCUAUCAUUUAUUGCACAGCAGCCAACUGAUGCCAUCUGCGCAGUCGAAAUCUCAAAUAAAGAAUAUCUGCUGUGUUUUAGCAGCGUUGGGGUUUAUGUUGACUGUCAGGGCCGAAGAUCUAGACAACAGGAAUUGAUGUGGCCUGCAACACCAUCCUCUUGCUGUUACAAUGCACCAUACCUCUCAGUGUAUAGUGAAAAUGCGGUCGAUAUCUUUGAUGUGAACUCCAUGGAAUGGAUUCAGACUAUUCCACUCAAGAAGGUACGACCAUUGAAUACAGAAGGAUCACUAAACCUUUUAGGACUGGAGACAAUUAGAUUAAUAUAUUUCAAAAAUAAGAUGGCAGAGGGAGAUGAACUGGUAGUUCCUGAGACAUCAGAUAACAGCCGGAAGCAAAUGGUUCGAAACAUCAACAAUAAGCGUCGUUAUUCAUUCAGAGUACCAGAGGAGGAGAGAAUGCAGCAGAGGAGGGAGAUGCUACGAGAUCCAGAAAUGAGAAAUAAAUUAAUUUCUAAUCCAACUAAUUUUAACCACAUAGCACACAUGGGUCCAGGAGAUGGAAUACAGAUCCUCAAAGACCUGCCUAUGCCGUGUUUUCCAUAUCCAUCCCCUCAUCACUUCAGUCUGAUCUCCUCUCCGAGCAACUUCGAGCACAUCUAUCACAUGACUGUUAAUUCAGCUGAAAAAUUCCUCUUUUAUGAUUCCAUAAACCCUGCAUACUCCCCAUCUCUGCGCUCUGUCGCUGGUACACCAGCCUUUGUGACUCUGAGGAAUCUUCGGCCUCAGGAAAGUCGGACCAUGUUCAGUGGCUCUGUCAGUAUCCCAUCUAUCACAAAAUCCCGCACAGAACCAGGGCGAUCGAUGAGCGCCAGUAGCGGGUUGGCAGCAAGAUCAUCGGCACAGAACGGCAGUGCUUUGCGGCGGGAAUUCUCAGGAGGGAGCUAUGGAGCCAAACGUCAGCCUAUGGCAUCGCCAUCAGAUGGUUCACUGUCCUCUGGUGGUUUAGACCAAGGCAGCGACGUGCCGACAAGGGACUAUGAAAGAGAGGAUUCUGAUUCUCCAAGGCAUUCUACAGCUUCUAACAGUUCCAACCUAAGUAGUCCUCCCAGCCCAGUUUCUCCUCACAAGACCAAGAGUCUCUCCCUGGAGAGCUCUGACCACGUGAGUUGGGACUCAUGAACUGCUUCAGCAUUCAGAUCCAACAUCACUGCGGCUUAUUAUCCCCAUGGCUCCCCCUUCACUCAACCCAGUUCUCACUUUCAUCACCCUUACCACUCCCUCUGAAAAUGAUCUGAGGGGAAGGGAGAGAAGAAGAUAAAAGGUUUGCCUUCUCUAGCACUAUUCAGCGCUGCCUCGGCCUCCCCAGGUUUAGCAGAGGCAAACAAGCAAACCUAGAGUGUUGGUAAACAACAGAUGCCAUAGAUUUGUAUUCGUACUGGUUUCAUUUCAUGUGGCUACAGCUGCUUCCAUUAUUACAGAUAAAUUUACCCCACCCCAACUUGGAAAAAAAAGUAGCUUAACUAGACCAGAACAAUAUCAAUUAAAAGAAUAAAUCAGAUGGAUUGUUUCCAUACAAGAGCAGCACAGAGACCCCACUCCUGGUGGGAGCAAUCAGUCCAUCAGAGGCACAGGAAAGCUUUCAGCUAGCCACCAUGUUUGAAUGUCAAUCUGAUUAUCGCCAGCAAAUUCUUAUUAAAACGAUGCAUAUUUUACUACAGUAGAGAGUUUAAAUAAAUACACAAAUUUAAGAAUUAAAUACAUAUGUAUAUAUUCAAGGAGAAAAAGCAGCAUCGUGUAUGCAGAAGAAGAUGGAUGCCUAUUUAAGAGAACCUUUAAUUUAAAAAGAUUUGUGUUGUUCCCGUUUUCAUGCUAAAUAACACACACAUUGGAGGCAUAUAUACACACACACACACACGAGCAGGAAUGUUCCCUUUGGGUGACACUUCACUGUUUUAGGAGAAAUCUCCCACAGUGUGUUCAGUGACCUUUAUUCCUCUUGUCAGUAGCAGAACUAAAGCUGUAACCCUCAUUUGAAGAUGUCCCUGCCUGUCAUCUGCAAGAAUAACAUUGAUUUGAAAGUGAACCAUUCUCCCAUCUACAACAAAGAGCAACAUUCAACCAUGUUGUCGUCAUGGUUUCCAGUGGGGCGGGCAUUAGUUGUGCAGCUUGACACCUUUGGCGCUCAUGGAUCUCUACUGGAUACAGCAUACACCCUACGAUAAUAAUGGGACAGUGCGGAAAAAAUCAUAGGGGAUACCAUUUCUAAAGAAGGUCAGUGACUGACCUGGUUUAAUGAUGAAGGAAACGGUCUUCUGACCCUCCUCAGCCAUAUGUUAACCAGAAAGCUGUUAUAUUGAUUAUCAAAUACUAGCAUACAAUCUAAAUCAAUCAAAUGUGAGUCCUGUUAGCCCAAAAAGAGCCUCUGUGGAAUAUGUUGUUGCUGUGGCAUAGCGAAGAACCUUGAAGACGCUGACCUAAUACUGUUCAUGCUGUGGCAGUUUAAGACACCUGGUAGCCCAGAGCUGCCAUGCUGAUGAGGUUUAAUGAUUUCCCUUACCUGCCAUUUGGACUGUGGUUUCAAUUUUUUUCUAUACAAUACCCUGCUCUUUGAUUCCAACAGCGAUGCAGGUUGCAGGCAGAAAUCACACCACCAGAGGACAGGAUCCGCAGAAGAUGCAGGCCUGUCUUUCAGCCAAGAGCCUGACAUUUAAAUCAAGGGAAUAAAGAGGAGGCAAGAUAAAAAGCAAACCGCUGUCAAGCAGGAAGAUAGUCCAUUCCCUUUUCCAGUGUGAGCUUCUCUUCUCAGUGGGAUCAUUGCUAGCUUUAUGCCACAACCCCGCUCAAGCAUAUAAAGGGCUUUUUGUAUUUAGAAAGCUGGUUUUCCAAUGAUUUGGCAUUUUUUAUGGCUCCUAUCAAACCAUUCCAAGCGCUUACAGUCAGCAGUGUAACAUGUUUCAUUCACAUUAAUAGAUGCUGAAAUGAGUGGGAAUUUUCCAGGUUCCCUUCACUGAAGGAACUUAUGGGUAAGUUCAAGUAGGGUUCAGACGAAUUAGGUUAAUUUACAGGCACAACCAAAACACAAUGAUGAGACACAGAUCAUUGCCUUUACUGUGUAACCAUGCAGGGGUCUCCUAGGUGCUAGUUCUGUGUUUUAUUCUGCAUUGAGUGGAUUGUCCACACAUAAACCUGUCAUUCAAAGGUUGGUUGCUUGGUUGUUUUUUGGGGACGGCAAGGAGGGGGAAUACAAAAAUUUCUAUAAAGUAUCAUGUCAAAAUCCUGCCUGUCCUGAUUGGUGGUAUGUUGGUACCAUGUGUUUCGUUGUCACAAAUAAACUUGGCAUUGAAUAGUAAAAUCUAUACCAAACAGGCAAACACUGAGUCCCUUCCCAGCAUGGUAGCUUUUCAUGUCUUUCCAGGACACACACACAGACAUGUCAGAGGGACUUGCAUUAUUUAAAGUCCAUAGUCACCUUUUUCUUAAAGGUUGUAUAUUGUUCCAUGUGCACCAAAGGCUUCUCUUCCUACAAUUGCAUCCUCCUCCUGCUCCGGGUGUAGCCCACCAUGGCCUCACACGUUUCAAAGUGUUGCAGACUAGUUUUGUAUUUACUGUAUGUUGUAUUUAAACGUUAAUCAUAUUUUGAUGUUAACCUGUUAAAGGGAAGAUUUGAGGCUAUUAGCAAAAACCUGUGUGAUAAUUCCACAUGAGAGGGUCAGUUUAUCUGGAAUCAAACUGUGUAUUCCUUUUGCUUCAUCUCUGCUCCAUUUGAAAAUGGAACCAAAGAACCAAGGUACGGCUUACUUUUAAACUAACCCUAAACAAACCAGUACAUUUGCUUACUCUCCUCUUAUGGUGAAUAUGAACCUGUUUAAAUGUACAUUUUCAGAUGGAGCAUAGAUUUGCCACUUUACAGAGCUUAAUUCCAGAAGGUGAGACCCCAUCCUGUGAGGCCUCGCCUGUUAAAUACAGUACUUAUGUUGGCCUCUAGCCCUUGGCAGUGUCCUUUUCAAGAUGACUCUAUUUGGUCUGGUAUUGUACAUUUUACACAAAUCAUGCCUUUUAAAAAGAGGGAGAAACAGCAGUUGUUUUCUCAGUUGAAAAGCAAACGUCCAUAUACAUUAUUUGAAAGUAAAAGCAUUUUAGGAAUUAUAUAAGGAAUCGGUUCUGAUGGGUCUAUAUAAGUGUAGGCCAUUUGAAAUUUUUGUUGUUGUGAACACGUUACAAAACAUGGCUGUUGCAGGUGUGGUUUUUAAAUUCUCAUUGGGAUAAGAAAAAUAACUUGGUCAUUUUAACUGUAAGACUCUUGUCUGAGAUCUCAGAAGCAGUUGGCUUGUAAGGUUUGGUGUUUGCUACUAGGCAUUGUUUAAAGUUUCCAGUUAUAUAUGGUUGCAUUUAUCCAGGCAAUGUAUAAUCUCCCACUGAAUUUUGACUAAUAUAUUAGCAUAUGUUCUGUGUACACUAUAUAUAUCUAUAUCUCUCUCUCUCUUUUUUUAUUUUUUUUUUUGGCUAAGACUGAAACCAUUCUUCAUUUAUCAGGACAUACUCUGUUUAAGCAAAUGCCUUUGCUUCAGUCACUGAAAGGCUCCAAAUAGAUUUAAGCAUGUCCCUGAGGACCAUAGCUUCCAGAAUGAAAAAAGGUGCAGGAAAUCAAUUUAAGCUCCCCCGCAAAAAAUCACACUUCCCACAUUUCAUAAUUCCCAAACCAAGCUUUAGCACUUCGUCUGUUUCACAUACCACAUCUAAACCCAUUGCAUUUGCUAGUUUUAAAAUAUAGUUCUAUCACUUAGGCAGCUUUUCUCUCCAUCUCAGUCUCUUACUGGCUGGCUUGUUUGUUAUAAAUGUGGAUUAUUAUUAUUCAACAGUUUUGCAGUUCUGACUUGUGCUGUUAAGAGCAAUAAUCUUGAUUCUGAUAAAAUUACAAACACAUGUUGCACUCAGAUAUAUGGUUUAUGAAACAACACAGCAGAGGGAUGCAGUGUUCUCUGCAAACAAAUCAAAAGCACAGAUAAUGUAUUUGGUGGAUGUAGUUAACUACAACAACUGCCUUGGGCUUAAGCAAAACAUUCUUCCUAGAAGUGUCAGACUUCCAGAAUGAUACACCGCAGUCAGAAGAAUUUCUGACUAAUGGGGGCACGCUGAUAAUAUAAGUUUUGUACAUCAAGAAGCUUGGAUGGGUUAGACUAAAAAGAGAGCAGGCCCAACCACUGAAUGGUAGAUAACAAGAGUUCCUAAAAUUCCAGGUAGUUCUAGGUUAUUGGAAGCUUUUUUUUCUUUCAACCAUGUCCAUAAAAUUUGAAAAUUUUAAAGACGUUCACCAGGCUGCGAUUCACCCUUGUGUAGGGGGCUUAUGUACCACUUAAGUUCUCAGGCUAAGGCUUUAGUGGUAUGUAGACUUUGUGCAGGCCUGCUACACAGGAGCCUGGUCCAGACGCUCUGUGCUGACAUGAAUCUCACCCCACAGCUGUAGGCACAAGUCUAGCUCUAGAAGAUGAAAUGGACUUGUGUACUCAAUUCCUAUGUGAGAAAAAAGCUCCCAAAGAGCCAAUCUGCUGUAGAUCUCCAAGACCUUGUUGUGCAGUGAGGCAAUUCCACUACUUGUUUGUUCUUUCUUUCCAGCCACAGUUUAAAACAAAAAACAAAAAAAACCUUCAUUCAUGGAGAAGAAAUCCAUAAAUAAAACCACUCUUGGUAUUUCAGAGCAAUUAUACCUGCUUUUUUUAUGUAUGACAGUUUCAUAUCAUUUUUAAAAAAAUAUUUUUUAGAUUUUUUUCAUUGUAAUAUUAUUGUACAGUUUUGCAUGGCAUAGAUGUAAUCACUUUUUGUUUUAGAGUAUAAAAGCUGACAAGUGUGCGUGUGGGGAAAAGAUAUUGCUUUUUGCCUCUUCUCACUAUUUUAUUUUAUGCCCUCACUGUGGUAGGGGACAUUGUAAGAGAUUCUCUGCUACAGAACGAUGUAGAUUCUUUUGCACAGAAAUAUUUAAGGUGGAAUAGUCAACAAUGUAAUAAAUGACUUGACACCAAUAUUUUAUGUUGGUAACACUUAAUAUUAACCUACUUUGAUGUACUGCAAUAAAAACAGGGAACUGUUAGAAAUACA